AUGUUUGGUGACGAUUCGUUCAUUUCUCUGACUCAUAGCAUACGAAGGUCAUAUGAGGUUAUGGAUCGUGAAGCUGCAUGGAGAAGAAUGUGGCUUGAUGAGAUUUACCUAAAAUCUGAAGCAGAGAUUGGAAUGGGUUCUGGUGUGAAGAACAACCCCGUCACACAAACUGGGGUUGGUUGUUCCAAGACGGUGGGUGGAGGCAAUAGUGGAAAAACUAUCGCUUUACCUGCACAGCCUGAUGUGAUAGUGACUUCAUCUGAAUGUGAAGGUUCUGAUAAGGAAAGUGGUGAUGAAGAAGUUCUGGAGCGGCCUGAAGACUAUGAAAGUCGUGAGAGGUUGCAAGAAAAAAAUGUCCUUCAAUUGCCUCAGAAAGUGAUUAAAGAGUGUCUAGUGGACAUUGAAUGCAAGAGGAGGGAUUAUGCUCUAUUCGCCACAUUUAUAAUAAAUUGUACUGAGGGGAAAAAUAUCAAAACUGAACUUUGCGGAAUUCUCAAACACUCGGACAUGAUUGACUAUUUCAUAAUUGCCAAGAUAUCGUCAGAAAUUGCAGGAGGACUUUGCAACCGUACUGAGAGACAAUGUGUAUGA
Molecule: messenger RNA, 591 nt
Organism: Vicia faba (fava bean)
Lineage: Eukaryota; Viridiplantae; Streptophyta; Magnoliopsida; Fabales; Fabaceae
Source: the annotation of a GenBank genome assembly